AUGCCCCGGACCCGAGCGCUGCUGGAGAAAAAUCCCGAUUUUCCCCGGAACGCGCCAGAUCUUCCCCUUCAGGCGCCCCGGGGCGCUCAGCGCAGCCAACCGAGCCGCCUGUCCCGGCAGGUGGGCACCAACCUGACCGACCUGCGGCUGCCGCGGAAGGCGACGCUCCGGGAGCUGGGCGGCUGCAUGGGCCCCAUCUGGCCCAGCUACUACGGCGAGUGCAGCGCUCUCCUGUUUGUGGUCGAUGCCGCCAACCCCACCCAGGUCUCCUCGUCUUGCGUCCAGCUGCUCUCCGUCCUCUCCGCAGCGCAGCUCGCCUCCGUGCCUGUGCUGGUCCUCUUCAAUAAGAUUGACCUGCCCUGCUACAUGUCGCUGGCGGAGAUGAAGUCGCUGUUCCGCAUGCAGGACAUCGUCUCCUGUGCCACACAGCCCAUCACGAUGCUGGAGACAAGCGCGCGCAAUGGCACCGGCCUGCCUAAUGUCCUGCAGUGGCUUCGGGCCACCCUCGGAGACCCCCGCUGACCCCGACCCUGCCCGGGUGCCUGUGGCAGCCCAGGCAAGUCCUGUCACCGAAGGAGGUGGCCGGUGAGCAGCUGCCCUGCGUGGGACUGGGAGCGGAGCCCAGGACGGUGUCAUGGGCUGGUGGUGGACAGGACCCCUGUGGAACUUUACAGUAAAAUUCCCACUGUACUGUCCA
Molecule: messenger RNA, 697 nt
Organism: Haliaeetus leucocephalus (bald eagle)
Lineage: Eukaryota; Metazoa; Chordata; Aves; Accipitriformes; Accipitridae
Gene: ARL16
Product: ADP-ribosylation factor-like 16
Exons: 4
Coding region: 1-522 (173 amino acids)
Molecular function (GO): GTP binding; GTPase activity
Source: RefSeq, a predicted model, not a curated record